Molecule: messenger RNA, 2390 nt
Organism: Erythranthe guttata (spotted monkey flower)
Lineage: Eukaryota; Viridiplantae; Streptophyta; Magnoliopsida; Lamiales; Phrymaceae
Product: protease Do-like 9
Biological process (GO): proteolysis
Molecular function (GO): serine-type endopeptidase activity; protein binding
Source: RefSeq, a predicted model, not a curated record
AGGAGGUAGGUGUAAAUUAUCAAAAAAAUAUAUAGGGGUAGGAAAGGAAUUAUUUUAUAAUUCAUGAUUUAUUAAAGUUGAAUUGAAUAAAUGAUGUAAAUGGAGGUUCCCAAUUUGGAUAUCAAGCACAAACAACAUAAAACGACGACGUUUAGGAAGCCUGCACGUAACGCAAAUCGUUAUAAAAAACCCUUUCAAUAACUUCGUCUUCAAAAAAACAAUUUCAUCUGUAGAAAAUAAAAUCCCAGCAUUUCUACCUGAUUCAAAACCAUGCGCAGCGAUUCCCAAAGGAAGCGGAAACGCGGCGGCUCCAAAAAUGCUACGCCGGAAACAACCGUACACGACGGCGACGCCUCCAUCUCCCCGGCCACCACCAGCGCCGACGUCAACACCGUGGAGCUCGUCAACCCCGCUGCUAUUCCCUCAUCCUCCGACCACAACGGCCGGCGCCGCGGCCGCCCCCCAAAAGCUCCCAAACCUGAAUCUUCCGCCGCUGCUAACAAUGGUAAAACCCCAGCGAUGUCGGUUUCGCCCAUAGUUAGUGCCGCGGUGUCCACUGCGCUGAUUAAUGCGGAGAAUGCCGUCGCUAGGGUUCUCCCCGCCAUGGACGCGGUGGUGAAGGUUUUCUGUGUUCACACUGAGCCGAACUUCUCGCUGCCGUGGCAGAGGAAACGGCAGUACAGCUCGAGUAGCAGUGGCUUUGUUAUCAAGGGGAGGAGGGUUUUGACGAAUGCGCAUUCUGUGGAGCACUAUACACAGGUUAAAUUAAAGAAGAGGGGCUCCGAUACGAAGUAUGUUGCCACCGUGCUUGCCAUUGGGACGGAAUGCGAUAUUGCUUUGCUUACAGUAGAUGAUGAUGAGUUCUGGGAAGGGGUCUCACCUGUAGAGUUUGGGGAUCUGCCUGCACUGCAAGAUGCUGUUACAGUUGUGGGUUAUCCAAUUGGGGGUGAUACAAUAUCUGUAACAAGCGGGGUUGUGUCACGAAUAGAAAUUCUUUCAUAUGUUCAUGGAUCAACUGAACUUCUGGGGUUGCAGAUAGAUGCUGCUAUUAACUCUGGAAAUUCUGGUGGCCCUGCUUUUAAUGACAAGGGAAAUUGUGUAGGUAUUGCGUUCCAAUCACUCAAGCAUGAGGAUGCAGAGAACAUCGGUUAUGUCAUACCAACACCAGUCAUUAUGCACUUUAUCCAAGAUUAUGAGAAGAAUGGAAAAUAUACUGGAUUUCCUAUUCUUGGUGUUGAGUGGCAGAAGAUGGAAAAUCCAGACUUGCGGUUGUCCAUGGGAAUGAAACCUGAUCAGAAGGGUGUGCGCAUAAGAAGAAUCGAUCCUACUGCUCCAGAGUUCGCGGUUUUGAAACCAUCAGAUAUAAUCCUUAGCUUUGAUAGGGUUGAUAUUGCUAAUGACGGAACAGUUCCAUUUAGGCAUGGAGAGCGCAUAGGCUUUAGCUACCUAGUGUCGCAAAAGUAUAGUGGAGAUAAUGCUGCAAUAAAAGUUCUUCGUAGUUCUGAAACUUUGAAGUUCAAUAUCAAACUUGAUACACAUAAAAGGCUCAUUCCAGCUCACAACAGGGGCAAACCUCCCUCAUAUUAUAUCGUUGCUGGAUUUGUUUUUACGACUGUUUCCGUUCCAUAUCUCCGUUCUGAGUAUGGAAAAGAUUACGAGUACGAAGCUCCAGUCAAGUUGCUAGACAAACUCUUGCACGAAAUGCGCCAGUCAGCCGAGGAACAAAUUGUCGUUGUUUCUCAGGUGCUUGUGGCUGAUAUAAACAUCGGAUACGAAGAAAUUGUCAACACUCAGGUUCUUGCCUUUAAUGGUCAGCCCGUGAAGAAUCUGAAAAGUUUAGCUAGCAUGGUAGAAAGCUGCAGUGAUGAGUAUUUGAAAUUCGAUUUGGAAUACCAGCAGAUUGUGGUCCUCCAAACGAAGACUGCGAAAGCAGCAACAUUGGACAUUCUUUCCACCCACUGUAUACCAUCAGCCAUGUCAGAUGAUCUCAAGACAUGAUUUAAUAAGCGAUAUAAUUGGCGCGAUAUUUCACUAUAAUUUCUUUUAUUUUUCUUCUACUUCAAUCCCAUUUUGAAACUACGGGGAAAAGUUAUAAGCCAUAUUCUUCGACAAAUUUUCAGCCAGUAGUGUUAUUAGUCAGUCAUCAAAGGACUUGUAGAGUUACAAACCAUGAUCUAUCUCGUUAGUUUUACGUGUUCUCUACUUUGUUCUCGUUCGUUGGAUUAUCUUCUUGUGUUACCUCUGGUUGGCUAUGUGAGGGCUCCUGUUUUUGGCAUUGAAAUUUAUUGAAGAAAUGAUUGUAGUUUACGAAACUUGUAUAAGAACUACCUGGUAUUUGUCCGAACCAUCGUGCUAUGCAGAGUUCCGUAGUAUUACGGCUUGAAUGCUUU